AUGGAACACAAGGUCCCACUUUCUCAAAGCAAGGUUCUUAACUGGGAUAUAAAUGAUAUAAAGCUUCCACAGGUUUUGGAAAAAACAGAUUGGUUCCAAGAGUGGCCUGAUUCCUAUGUGAAGCAUAUUUAUAGCUCUACAGACAAAAAUGCACAGAGACACCUUAGUGGUUGGGCAAUGCGGAAUACCAACAAUCAUAACUCACGUAUCCUGAAGAAGUCCUGUCUUGGUGUUCUUGUCUGCACCAAUGACUGUACAAUGGCAGAUGGCAAAAAAGUAUAUCUAAGGCCUGCCAUAUGCGACAAGGCACGGCAAAAGCAGCAAAGUAAACUAUGCCCAAACUGUAAAGGCUCAUUAAAACUAGUGUCGUGCCGUGGCCAUGGUGGAUUUCCAGUUACCAACUUUUGGAGACAUGAAGGACCAUUUAUAUACUUUCAGACAAAAGGUGUUCAUGACCAUCCGAAACCAGAAACCAAACUAGAGUCAGAUGGCAGAAAGCCUGCACACAAGAAGCGCACAUCUAUUGUAUCAACAACCUCAGAGCACAAGAGGAACAGAAAUAUAAAGGUUCCUCUCUUAGGAGAGAUAAACCAUGAAGAUAUACCAAAUAUAGCCUUGGGCCAUCAGAACUGUCCUCUCUUCCCACACCUAAAUGACAUGGAGAUAGAUCAGUCAACAAAUGAGCACGUGCAGCAAAACAACUACUUUACUGAAAAUAGAAAUGAUUUGGAGUGGAAUAUAAAUCCUCGAAGUGGCAGUUUCAAUGAGAGUGAAGAGUACAAUGAUGGAGAUUGGCUUGCUUCUGCAAUGGAUUUUGAUCUGCAAAGUGAUGAAGACCAGCAGGCGGGAAACUCCAGUCAUGACAUAGAAAGCCCACAAUUCAACUUCACUGAAACACUUGAAAAUCUGUCCUGGGUAAUGUCCCCUAUCCAGAACUGCCAGUACCCAAACAUAGAGCCAUCCUUAGUUUUUUAUUCUACAUCUAAAGAUCGUGUUGUCAACCUGAAUUUCAAUGAAGAUAAUGAGUCCUACCCAUACAGAUACUACGGUUCUCAAUUAUCUCCACCUUUAUAGAACUUAAAGACAAGGAUAAAAGCACCUCACAUUGGGAGUAAAAUAAAAAGUGUUUUUUUAUCAGUUUCAACAGACUAUUACAAAAAAAACAAAAAAAACAUGGACAUUAUUAAAGCAAAAUAUUGGUUCUAGAUUAUGUAAUUGUUGGUACUAGACCAUUAGUAUUUUGGGUCCU
Messenger RNA from Hyla sarda, 1249 nucleotides. RefSeq names its product glial cells missing transcription factor 1 (gene GCM1). Gene Ontology annotation, biological process: regulation of transcription by RNA polymerase II; gliogenesis. The record is from RefSeq and is a predicted model, not a curated record. Gene Ontology annotation, molecular function: RNA polymerase II cis-regulatory region sequence-specific DNA binding; DNA-binding transcription activator activity, RNA polymerase II-specific. Gene Ontology annotation, cellular component: nucleus. The transcript has 5 exons. Lineage: Eukaryota; Metazoa; Chordata; Amphibia; Anura; Hylidae. Bases 1 to 1074 code for a protein of 357 amino acids.